AUGAUGAUGGGCCCCUACUACGAGCUGGCAAAGGUCCUAGGAGUGGAGGUCUGCGGUGUGGAGUACAGCGGCUAUGGCGCUGCUUCCGGGAGGCCGAGUUCUGGGAAUACAUAUGCUGACGUUGAAGCAGCUUACGACUACCUGGUGACGACGAAGGGCGUCCCACCCAAGAGGAUUGUGGCCUAUGGACAGAGCGUGGGCAGUGGCCCGGCUACCUUGCUGGCUUCAAAGAAGACCCUUGGCGGCCUCAUCCUGCACUCGCCACUUCUCUCUGGGAUUAAGGUGGUGGAUCCCAAGCCAGAUGCCUGCUGCAGACCUUCCUGUGUUUGGAGUUGCUUCGACUUCUAUCCCAACGACAGGCGGGUUCGGCACCUGCUGUGUCCACUCUUCGUGAUGCAUGGCCAGCGUGACGACAUCAUCCCCUUCUACCAUGGCCUGCGACUGCAUAAGGCUUGCCCAAAGCAACACCGGUGGCCUGGCUACUUCCCCACACGCGCAGGCCACAACGAUCUGGUGGAAACCGACAUGCGAGCCUACUUUGGGGAGGUCUCCAGCUUCCUUCAGGACGUCCGGCAAAUUGCCAGGGGCCAGAAGGUCGAACCCCCCUUCGACAAGCCCCCACAGGUUGAGAUGUCGGACGUGUCGGCCAAUGGCCACGAAACGGUGAAGGUUGGUCCCGAGGAUGGCCGCUACCGGCAAAUGCGCCAAGGCAACGUCCUGGCGCCUGGCCGCGAGGAUGGCCAAGCAAGAGAAGUGGCGCAGCAGUGA
Symbiodinium pilosum is the source of this 768-nucleotide messenger RNA. The record is from the annotation of a GenBank genome assembly. Lineage: Eukaryota; Dinophyceae; Suessiales; Symbiodiniaceae.